Messenger RNA from Penicillium manginii, 972 nucleotides. RefSeq lists its product as uncharacterized. The record is from RefSeq and is a predicted model, not a curated record. Gene Ontology annotation, molecular function: aminopeptidase activity. Gene Ontology annotation, biological process: proteolysis. Gene Ontology annotation, cellular component: cytoplasm. NCBI's taxonomy places the organism in Eukaryota, Fungi, Ascomycota, Eurotiomycetes, Eurotiales, Aspergillaceae. The transcript has 4 exons. The coding region runs from base 1 to 972 and encodes 323 amino acids.
AUGAGCGGAUACACACACUCAGAGCCCUUUGAUAUAGGCCUACUUCCUGUGGGUACACUACAUCGAGUCUACUACGAGCAAUAUGGAAGAAAGGAUGGAAAGCCAGUCAUUUUCUUGCACGGAGGUCCCGGAGGCUGCACUUCAAGAAAAAACACGACCUAUUUUGACCCAGCCAUCUACAGAGUGAUCCUACUUGAUCAACGAGGCACGGGGAAAUCCAAGCCCGCUACUGAGCUGCGUGAAAACAGCACGCCGGACCUUGUUUCUGAUAUCGAAGAACUUCGUCAACAUCUGUCAAUCUCCAAAUGGCAUCUUAUAUUCGGUGGGUCCUGGGGCACGACACUCGCUCUUCUGUAUUCCCAAGCUUACCCGCAGUUCGUGGGGUCGUUGAUUUUGCGGGGGAUUUUUACGGCCAGCAAGUCGGAGGUUGCGUGGUCACGAGGACCAUUGGGCGCGGCCAACAUCUUCCCUGAAGAAUGGGAUGCCUUCCAACGCUAUCUUCCCGAAUAUGAGCGUCAUGAUAUGACCGCUGCAUAUUACAAGCGACUUACAAGUGAUGACCAUACAACAAAGAUAGCAGCGGCCAAAGAAUGGAAUCGGUGGGACUUGAGUAUUGGGGAGCUGAGGAUUGACGAAGGUGGCUUCAAGCAAUUAGAUGAUGAUGCAUGGUCUUUGGCGCAUGCUCUCAUGGAGGCGCAUUAUUCGGCGCAUUGCUUUUGGUUGGAGGACAGACAGAUUCUCAAGCCAGAGAACUUGGCAAAAAUCCGGCAUAUUCCUGUCACCAUCAUACAGGGCCGAUAUGACAUGGUCUGUCCCCCACAAACUGCUUGGGAGCUGCACCGGUCUUUGCCCAAGUCACGACUAAUUUGGAUCCCUGACGCUGGCCAUAGUGCAAGGGAGCCUGGGACCCGUCUCGAGUUAAUUCGAGCAUGCGAUGAGAACGCUGUCCAGGAUUUCGAUACCCGCAUCUAA